Molecule: messenger RNA, 4515 nt
Organism: Prorocentrum cordatum
Lineage: Eukaryota; Dinophyceae; Prorocentrales; Prorocentraceae
Source: the annotation of a GenBank genome assembly
GUUCGAGGAGGUCGUGAAUCCUCUCCCGGGUGCCCGGGGCCUGGUGACUUUCGCCUCGGACCCUGGCUGGGCCCACGAACGCGUCUUCCUCUGGCCGACGGCUACGGAGGAGGAGGGGCCUGGCUUCUUCGUCUACACGCCGGGCGGCGACCUCUAUGUGGAGAGCCUCUCGGACUACAGCAGCAGCGCCCUGCUCACAGGGCGUAAGGGCUACCCUGCCGGCGUGCCUCAGGUGGUGGCCUUCAGCAGGCCGCUGGAGCCCGAGGAGGUGGUGGAGCUGGUCAAGCGGGCGCGCGCGGAGGCGGCGGUGCUGGAGGGGGCCGUGGUGGAGGACAUCACGGAGGCCGUGGACUGGCGUGGCCGGCGGCUGCCGCUGCCGCCGCACUCGGUGGUGCACGCGCCACGGGUCCGCCUGCGAGGGAAGCAGGAGCCCGCGGCGCUCCCGCUGCCGCCGCCUGCCGAGCCGCCGCCCGUGGGCGGCACCGCCAUCCCCCCCUCGGCCCCCGAGGGUUUCGCUUGGCUGAGCAGCGACCUGGCCGCACCCCCGGGAGAGUUCGCCUUCGGCACGGAGGUGCUCCUGGGCUCGGACUCCUGCCAGCGCGGGCGCUUUGCUAUCGUCGCGGACGCCUCUGGGAACCACCACCCCGCGGAGCUGGUGGAGAUCAGCGGCGCUGGCGAGUGGCGGGAGGCGAAGCUGCGCGGCGCGGCCCGCAACCGCGGAGGCGAGGGUGCUCUGGAGCAGCGCCUGCUUGGUGACAGCCCUCCCCCUGCUGGCCCGGCGGCCCUCGGCCGCUCGCCGCCCCCUGGACAGGAGGACCCGGGCGACGAUCUUCGCACGUGCUGGAUCGACUACGACGACGCUGGGAUCCGCUUCAAGGAGUGGCGCAUGGUCCUACACGAGGCGACCCAGGAGAGCCUGCAGACCGCUGGCCUCAAGGGGCCCCCAGUGUGCCUCGCCAUCUGCAGGAAGUUCUUCAAGCGCGGCGGGGAUCCGAAGGCGUGGUUCGCCGAGUGGGCCCGCGAGGUGGGCGUCGCCAGGAAGGACAGGUCCUGGCACGAGGUCGAGUGCCUGAUCGAGGCCCUGUGGCAGGCGGGCACCUUCGACCAACUCAACAUGGGCGCCGUCGCGGCGCUGGAGGUGGUGUCCCGCCGGCUGCUGCAGUACGUGGAGGCGUAUGCGAAGGGUGCUGACAACCCCAACUGGAGCGCGGCGAAGCACUUCAGCGCGACCACCUCGGCCCUGGACUUGGUGCCCGAGGACAUGCGCAUGUGUGCGGCGCGGCAGGCCAAGGAGGAGGCGGAGCUGGAGAGCCUGCGCGCCAGCGCCCGGUCGACGGAGAUGCUGCUGGAGGAGCCGAAGGUCGAGGUCGAGGACGCGGUAGAGGCGGCCGUGGGCGCGGUGACAGGCGGGCGGCGCCGGCGGCUGCUUCGUGACAUCGAGGCGGCGAUCGACGCGCUGAAUUGGACGUGUGGUAGCGCCUGCCGCCCGAUCCCCCGUAGGAUCUCAUCGGCGACCGAGCGCAAGAUUUUGGGCCUUCAGGCUGAUGUGCGGCAGCGCGUUGUUGAAGCGGCAGCCCGCUGGAGCGACGCUGACAGCGCCGUCAGCGAGCGUGGAGCCUUGGCCAGGCUCUUGAAGGGGCGCUCGGGCUAUACGCCGUCGCCUUCAUGCAGUGUCGGGUCCUACGAGUACUCGAAGGUUUCGCUCCCGGGCGACUUGCACAAUGCGCCGUCGCUCAUCUCCAUGCUGCCUUCGGAGGCGAGGAUACAGCUCGAGGAUUUCGAGAAGCAUAUGCUCCGACCCGCGCAGGAGUCGGAAUUAAUUCGUCAGUAUGAAGGGGUGCCGGGCUGCCACGCCGACCCGGUGCUGCAGAAGAAUCCCCGCGCCUGCGGCCGCCUUGUGCGGAGGGCUGCGGACUUCGGCCUGGUGACCUUUACUCGUGAUCCCACUUGUGUUUUGGGCGUGUUCUUUGUCACCAAGAAGGCCGACAAGCUCAGGUUGAUUGUGGAUUGUCGUCGUGCCAACCAAUUGUUCCACAAGCCCCCUGGCGUCGCCCUCCUGAGCGGCGAGGGGCUGGCCAGGGUGGAGAUCGACGACUCCCAGGGUUUGCUGGAUGGGCUCCCUUUGCAUCUGGGGGUCGGAGACGUGGCCGACUGCUGCCACAGGAUGAGGUUGACGAAGACUGCGGGCGGCGACAUCCGCCGCUACUUUUGCUGGCCACCGCUGGCGGCACGGCAUGCAGGCCUCGCCGAGCUCGACGGCGUCCCGCUGGAGCCAGGCCAGAAGAUCUGGCCGAUGUGCGCCAGCCUACCGAUGGGUUUUUCGUGGUCACUGCAUUUUGCCCAGGCCGCUAACUCAGUUCGUCUGGGGCGUCAGCCUUCGCUGGUCCGAAGCCAGGAGCUCUCGGACCGCGGGCCCUCCCUGGUGUUCGGCGGCUCCCGCGUCAUGGAGCAGGCCGGCCACUACAUGUACGUGGACAACGCUGGCGUCAUGUCCUUCGACGGCGGUCUGGUCCGACAGGCUCUCGCCGAGGCUCAGCGGGACUUCGACCACGACGCGCUGCGCUUCCACGAGAUGGAGGUCCUUGAGCACGGUGGGAGUUCGCUGGGGUGUCACCUGGACGGCGACAGCCGAGUGGCCCGCCCCGGCAGCCGGCGCUUCGGUUUGGUGCGGCAGGGCGUACGCGCCCUGCUGCGACUCAAGAAGAUCGCCGGCUGGCAGCUGGAGGCGGUCCUGGGCCACAUCACCUUCCUGUGCCUCAUGCGUCGCGAGCUCCCCUCGAUCUUCCACGUCGUGCACCGCUUCGUGCGGGAGUCCUACGGCAAGUUCCAGCCGCUGUGGGCCUCUGCCCGAGAGGAGCUCGUGGCCUUCGUGGGGGCGAUGGUCUUCAUCGAGGCCGACUGGGAGCAGCCCUGGACGCCCUACGUUUACGCUAGCGACGCCAGCCUCCACGGUUUCGGGGUGUCGCAGUCCCUGUGGUCGACCGCGGACGUCGCAGCUGUUGGGCGCGUGCCCGAGGUCAGCCGCUAUCGCUUGGGCGGCGCCCGCGCCCGUGAGCACGCUUUCGAGGUGGCCGGCUUCAGGGUCGACCCCGAGAGCGGCGAGGUGGAGCGCGACUUCUUGGGGCGGCCCGUGCGGCUCGACAGGGAGGCGCGCGAGAUCUUGGAGGCUGCGCGCUGGGAGCACAACGAUGACUUCCCCGAGGUGCCCAGCAGCCUGCUGGCGAAGGAUCGCUGGCACACCAUCCUUGCCGAUCGCUGCGACCGCCUGCUGGUGCGCUCGGAGGCGUCGAAUCCGAGGGGGCACGCCGGCGUCGAGGAGAGCACCGAGACUUUCCUGGCGCGGUGCGCGGAGGAGCUCCCAGCGGGGCCGGGGCCAGGCCCGUGGGCCGACGCGCCCGCCCGCGGGGGUGCCGAGGCCGCGGGCGCCAGCGAGGAGAGCGACUCCUCGGACCCCGAGGAGCGGGCGGCCGCCGCGGCGCGACGGCGCUGCCUGAGCCGGCGCGGGAAGGGCCACGUGCGUCAGGCCCUGGCCGCGCUGCUGGACGGCGGGCCGCUCUCAUCCCGCCUCGCGCCGCUGGAGGUGAGGUCGGUGACGCCGGCGGCUGCUGCCCAGUGCCGCCAGCGCGUCCAAGAGUUCUUGAUCUGGCACCACUCCUCGGACGCGAUCCUGGACCGCCCCGCGGAGCUCGACGCCGCCCUGGUGUCCUUCAUGAACCACGAGUUCGAGAGCGGGCACAAGAGCUGGAGGGGGGAGAAGCUUCUGGCGGGCGUGAUCUUCCAUCGACCUCAGUACGGGCGGCAUGGAGCGGACCACCUUCCUCGCCCCCUCCGGGCUCUGAAGGGAUGGCGCAAGGCGUCGCCAUCUCACUCGAGGCGGCCCUUGACGAUCGGGAUGUGGGCCGCUAUCUGCGUAGAGAUGGCCCGCGUGGGAUAUCUCCUGGCCGCCGCCAUGUCGCUGGUGAUGGUGGAGUGCUGCCUGCGGCCGGGGGAGAUGCUGGGCCUCGCGCCGAGGUCCUUCCUGCCGCCGGCCCCCGGCGGGGUGACGAGCUGGGUGCUGCUGCUGUUCCCCCAGGAGGGGAACCUGAGGAGCAAGACAGGGGAGAGCGACGACAGCAUCCCCCUCGACUCCCGCAGGUUCGUCUCGAUGGACAGCGUGUACCGCGUGCUCUCCCGCCGUCGUGGAUCGGGCCGCCUCCUGGGCUGGACCUACCGCGAGUACGUGUCGGUCUUCAGGAGGGCUUGCGCCCGCCUGGGCUGGGCGGUGGUGCCGCGCCAGGGCCGACGCACAGGGGCCAGUGCGGACCGCGCGGAGGGCCUGCGGACCCAGGAGCAGGUGAUGAAGCGGGGCCGCUGGCAGGCCCUGAAGAGCGUCCGCCGCUACGAGAAGGCGGGGCGCGUGAAUCAGGCGUGGAAUGAGCUCAGUCGCGAGGGUCAGGGCCACGUGGCAGUCUGCCUGCGGUCCCUGGAGGGCAUCUUCCUGCAGGGCGCCGCCCCGCCGCUGCCGCCGCGGGCGCG